GGUGUCCAGCUGAGCGUAACGCUGACCCCCACCAGUCCGCGAGAUGGCUGUUUGAUGCGGUUAUUUAUUUUUCAAGACGCUUUAAAAGGAACUGCCACCGUUUCGGGGUGGCGGGCGCCAUGACGGGCCGUAAAUUCUCUAAAGAGAAGAAGCGACAUCGCUCCCGUUUAAGCGGCCCAGAGGAAGGAGGUGGCAGCGAAAGAAAACGGCGGAGUACCGAGGCAACCCGCGGCCUCGCGGAGGAAACCAAGUGUAUUGCUCAGGUUCCAGAAAAGAAAGAUGUGGUAGAAGAGCCCAGCGACAUAGAAGAAGGUGGACUAGAUCUGACUGUGCAAUUAAAGCCUGUCAGUUUCUAUAUUACGGACAAGAAGGAAAUGCUUCAGCAAUGCUUUUAUAUCAUAGGGGAGAAGAAAUUGCAGAAGAUGUUGCCUGAUGUUUUAAAGAACUGUUCUAUAGAAGAAAUUAAAAGGCUUUGUCUUGAACAAUUGGACCUUAUGUCUGAAAAGAAGUUACUGAAAAUUCUUGAAGGUGAGAGUGGGGUGGAUUCUGACAGUGAUGAUGAGACCAAUGGUGCUGAAGAAAAGACAAUAGUCGAAUCAGCCAGUCAGCAAGACAAUAGCAUAGAUUCUACGUCUUCUUUGAAGGAAGAAAACAAAUUGGAAGGGCUGGAUUCAAAACAAGGCAAAGGAGAAGAUAGUGAUAUUCUCAGCAUCAAUGCAGAUGCAUAUGACAGCGACAUCGAAGGACCAUGCAACGAAGAAGAUAAUCCAGAUGUGCCAGAACGGACGGUUGGAAGCGGAGAUGGUCAGAUAGAUGACCUUCAGAAAGACAUUGAGAAAAGCGUCAACGAAAUCCUGGGACUUGCUGAAUCCUCCCCAAAGGAUUCCAAGGCAGCAGCUUUAGCAGUUCCUCCAACAGAUGAUGUUCAGCCAUCAGCACAGCAGCUGGAACUCCUGGAGCUUGAGAUGCGAGCGAGGGCUAUUAAGGCCCUUAUGAAAGCUGGAGAUGUAAAAAAAUAGCCGCAAGGCUGUUUCAUUUGUUAGAUAGUUGGAUUUGCUCUGAUGAGUGUAGGGUCAGCUUCUUUCCACUCUACGGUCUAUUUGGACUAGUUUUGACAUUCCUCAUUCAAGCCCUUUGGGUAUUCUAGCUCAUAGCUGAAAUAGUUGGCAGCGGUUUAUCAGGACCGUCAGUCUGCUUGUGUGACUUAUGUAAAUGGAUUGGUUUGAUGCUGGGUUUUUUUUUUCCCCAGCUGUCCUUUUUUUCCAGUCCAGGUUAGAUUAUUUCCCAAAGUGAAUUGGAAACCAGAGUCAGAGGCAGUAUGGAUGCAGCUAAGCCCUGUUGCUUUACAGAUCAUAAUAAUCCCAGGGUUAGCUCUAGCUUUUGAGAAGUUGAAGCUUUGGUUGCUUUUAGGUAGUAGCUAUAACUGCAGGGAAGUAAAACGUAGAAGCACCACACUUUUAAGAGAGUACAGACCACAAGAAUAUCUUGCAUCAUCAUCAUUUAUGAUGCUUUGUGAUUGCUUUGGUACCAGCAACCAAUGUUCAUAAUUCUAUGGUUUGAAAUUAAAUUUAAUUCAUGUCCCUCUUAAUGGUGACUUUGGAAAUCUGUGUGUUAUCUUAAAUUCUAUACAGGCGGUCCUUGCAUAAUGACCACUUGCUCGGUGACUGUUCGAAAUUACAAUGGUGCUGAAUGAGGGGGACUUAUGACCAGUCCAUGAAAUUACAGUCAUUGCAGCAUCCCUGUGGUCAUGUGAUCAUGAUGUGGGUGCUCAAGAACCUGGGCGAGCUGCAGUCACACAUGAUCGCCAUUAGCAACCUUUCCUGCCAGCUUCCCACAAGCAAAGUCAACGGGGAAGCCGGCAGGGAAGGUCACAAAUAAUUUUGCAAGUUGCUCUUGCUGCUUUUUCUCCUGAGGAACCCCACUAGGGAGUAUGAGAUAUCAGGGAUUUUGUACUCCAUAGCAUUCCCCCAACCACCCUCUCCAGUGCCUGCUCCUAGCUCCUGCUAGGCAGCCCAUUUACUUUCUGGUGCCCACCUGCAGUACCCUCCAUGCUCCUUACCUGGGACUCCUGCCUCUUCCCACUGAAUGACCUGCAUAGUCAUUAAAGGUUACAUAGGGUUACAAGGGCAACUGGGAUUACUAGGAUUGUCAUCCUAAAUGAUGUCACAUGAUGUCACACAUUUAGUGAUGGCAAUACCAGUCCCAAUUCCUGUCAUAACCCUAUAAAGCAGCUUUUGGUGGCUGAGAAUAGAUAACUGUGUAAAUUGUAGAAUAUAAAUUGAUAGUUAAAUAUAAACCUUUCAGCAUGGCUUAGAUUGCAUAAUCAAUAUGAUGAAAGUAAAAUUUGAAACUCAAAGGAUGCUACAGAGGCACCUGACUGUUAGAACAAGUGAUACAGAAGUACUUAAUUUCUUGACCUGUAAGGUUCUUUUCUGUUCUUUAUCAGUAAUGUUUUGGAACUUCUCUUUGGCAAAGCGAAAUUAUAUUUACACUUAGUUUAGAGGGAGUUGUGUUUCUUUCUUAAAUAUUUGGCUAUUGUGAACUAUAGAGAAGAGUAAGGCUAGAUGUGAAAUAUUAAAAAAAAAGAAGUGAUUUUGUUUGAACAUGCAAAUGCUUUGUAAUUCUUUGUUCAGGGUAUGAAGCACAACAGUUUGAAAACACAGGUGGAAAAUCAACAUGUACAAAUGACUGGCAAUAAAUUGAUUUCUUAAGUGCA
Messenger RNA from Pantherophis guttatus, 2716 nucleotides. RefSeq names its product caspase activity and apoptosis inhibitor 1 (gene CAAP1). Gene Ontology annotation, biological process: regulation of apoptotic process. The record is from RefSeq and is a predicted model, not a curated record. Lineage: Eukaryota; Metazoa; Chordata; Lepidosauria; Squamata; Colubridae.